Molecule: messenger RNA, 15555 nt
Organism: Dalotia coriaria
Lineage: Eukaryota; Metazoa; Arthropoda; Insecta; Coleoptera; Staphylinidae
Product: E3 ubiquitin-protein ligase HERC2
Biological process (GO): protein ubiquitination
Molecular function (GO): ubiquitin-protein transferase activity; zinc ion binding
Source: RefSeq, a predicted model, not a curated record
AACAAGCGAGUCUAAACGUCAGUGUCAAAACAGAGUGAGCAAUGUUAAUAACAAAUUAAUUUCGCGCACACGGCUCGACGACGCGAGUAUAAACAAAAAUCGCAAGUGACGGUCGUCGAGACACGCGUUGCCGGACGGUGUGUGCGGUCGGUGGUUGUUGUUUGCGUGCGUGUUGUGCACUUUCGGUCCUAAUCGUAAUCGCUCCAAUUAUUUUCGAUUCCCAGCCGGGGCACAAGCAGUGAAAGUGUUAGAAAGGCGCUCCGCAUCUCUUUACGCAAUGAUGUUGUGCACACAAUUCGAAUCAAACCGACGACGACGAUAAAUGAGAGAUUAUGUCUCACAUUGAGGCGAAUUUAAGGGCGCAAGCCCGGCUCGACUAUAAAUGGAUCAAGACUGACCUGCAGACUACAUUCCAGUCCCCGGAGGCCCUGCAGACAGCGUGGAACUCACUCAUCACUGAUGGUGAGCUCACUGGGCACUUCUGUGAUGGUUUGCUGAAUUGUGCUGGGGUUUUGGCUCGCAAGGGGCACAAUGGGAAGUAUUAUUGUGGCUUGAGGGUUUUAACAUGCACGUGCUGCGAUACGAUUUGCGGGCCGAAUUCGGGGUGUAAUUGUGGUGCGUGUCAGAAAUUGGACACUGAGGAGACCAUCACGAAUGCUAACACCGAGAAAGUUGACGAUGCGCUUACGCCACAGAAUAUUUUAAAUUCAUGGACAUGGGGACCUAAACCAAAACAAGAUGAUCUAGUAACCCUCAUCGAAAGCCUAAACAACGAGCAACGCAAACUAUGCCUGGACUCAUCCAACACAUCCCUCUCCGCAAUCCGCCUCCAUCAACGCUUAGUAAUAUUCAAGCGUUACUACGUCGCCAUCAGUCGCGACAACAAAGCCCAACUCUUGGAUCAAGAACAAAAACACCUCAACUCGAACUACACAGGCAGCGAAACCGCAUUACCAUCACUACUCCCACAAACCCAAACAUCUUCCACCAACGUAACCGCCAGCAUAGUCUCAUCCAUCACCAAAAUAAAACGCAAUGCAAGUAUAGGAAGUGCACAAUGCACAGACCCAACCAUGGGAUUAGCCAGAGUAGGAUCCCGAGCAGCUCUUAAUUUUUCCUUCGCUUUUCUAAGAAGAGCAUGGCGUAUGGGUGAAGACACAGAACUAUGCAGUGAAUUACUAACAGAAAGCCUCGAAGCAUUACAAAUGCUACCAGUAGGAACCCUGUUUGAAGAUUCAAGCAUGUCACCCAUAUGGAUGGAAGUAGUUGAGAGAAGUGUCAAAUUCUUGCGACAGGUUGUCACAGGCGAGAUAAACGCCGGACGUGUCCCACAAGAAGACCAACACACAUCAUUAAACCUCCUACUGGAAUUAUCCCUGCAGAAAGCAAGGUUAAGUAACAUGCUUGACAUGUCCUUACUUUUACUUACCAUGUGGGAAAAACGCACGAAAAGUGAUGAUAACCGCUCACAUCCACAAACAGCAACAGCCCCAUUGAGUCUAUUUAUGAAACGCUUUGAAUCCAUCCCAUGCACGCGUAUAUCCCCUUCCCCUGAGGAUUCCGACCCCACAUGCACACAGAUGUAUUUAAGGUACACGCAGUUACCGGAUGAUGAUUCCAUGGAGGUAGACAUGCGUCAGGCUUCGGUGUUUCUCAUGUCGCAUCUGGAUCGACUUGCACGUCCACAUAUUCCUCCACAAUCUUUUAACAAGAGUGUAACUAAUUACAACGUGCAGCAAUUCAUGGCUUGGGGGUACCUCGCGUGGAAUACCGGUACCAGCCCGCAGGUUAUCGACGCUUUGUCCAAUAUAAACAUCUGUCAACUAUGUUGUGGGUAUAGAUGUCUCCUAGCGUUGUCCUUGACAGGCCUAGUGUAUAUUAUACAGCUAUGCACGGAAUCACCAUGUCUGCAGCUGGUGGAAGGGUUGAAGGAUAAGACUGUGAUUAAAAUCGCCACGCAUCCGGAGGGGAAACACAUGAUGGCGCUGACGAUGACUCAAGAGGUGUAUUCAUGGGGUGUGGGUGAUGGCGGACGUUUGGGACAUGGUGAUACGUUGAGUAAGGAUGAACCCACUUUGAUUGAGGUGUUGAGUGAUAAGGAUGUGGUGGAUAUACGCUGUGGGGGAUCCUACAGUGCGGUGAUUACCACUGGUGGUGUGUUAUACACUUGGGGAAGGGGUAAUUAUGGUAGACUUGGGCAUGGUACCUCGGAGGAUUGUCUGGUACCCACUGUGGUGCAGGCCCUGCAAGGGCAGAUUGUUGUUGCGGUUGCCUGUGGGUCAGGGGAUGCGCAUACGUUGUGUGUGACAUCUCAGGGUAAGGUCUACUCAUGGGGUGAUGGUGAUUAUGGUAAACUAGGACGUGGUGGUUCAGAUGGUUCUAAACUACCUAAACUUGUGGAUCGUCUUCAGAAUACUGAUAUUGUUAAUGUCUAUUGCGGGUGUCACUUUAGUAUGGCACUAUCUCGAUGUGGGAAGGUUUAUUCCUGGGGUAAAGGUGAAGGAUGGAGACUGGGACAUGAAACUGAUGAACAUGUGAGGUUUCCCCAGUUUGUGCAAACCCUGGAAGGGAAAAGAAUCGCCAGUUUAAGUUUGGGUACUGAGCAUGUUUUUGCGUUAACGGAUAAUGGGGAGGUUUACGGAUGGGGCAAGAAUCACUACAAGCAGAUUUGUGAUAGUAAUGAUAGUAUCAUCAGCACGCCGAGGAGGUUGGAUGCGUUGCAGGGGCAGGAAGUGGUUGGGAUCUGUUGUGGGCCGACGCAGAGUUUUGUCUGGGCGGAUUUCAGCGCGUGGAUACCGAAUGUGAAGGUGCCGUUUGUUAUUGAUUUGUGUGAGGCGACUUUUCGGCAGUUGGAUCAACUUCUGGAGGUUGUGUGUGAGAAUAGUAAGCAGGGGACGUUCACGCAGGAAAAAGAGUGUAUUGCUAUCGCUACGCUCAGUUUAUUGCUAUUACAGUUGCAUUGUAUGAUUACAAAUCAAGUCGAUGCGAAGACCCUGGGUUUGCCCCCUGGGUCUAAAUUAUUAUUAUCGCUAAAAUCUCGCGUUGUUUACCUGGCGAGUUCAACUGGUAUCCUACAAACCGUGCAGAAUGCAGCACAGAGUACACUUCAAGCCGGAUGGAUUGUCAUGCUUCCCACAGCGAAUGAACGCGCGAAUACUUUGUCAGCUUUACUUCCCAACACUGGUUUUGAACCUGGUGCGCUUUCCUGUGGUCAUCGCUUCAUGACAGAUCUCUUGGUAUGGAGUUUAAUGUCCGACGGAGGGUUGGAAACUGCUUUAAUGGAAGCAAUGCGUGCGGAGAGUGAACUUGUUGAUACUCUUGAUGAAAACUAUGAUGAACAAUCCACUUCGACCGGAAAUACCAUAACCAUACCUCUCUUACACCUUGUAAAACAACUUUUAAAGAAUAAUAGCUAUAUGACACAGAUUCGCCUGCAGGAUUUUGCGAAAACUUGUAAAUUGGUCCCCGUGGAGAAGAUUGACAAAGAUUCACCGAGUUUGAAUUUAUUACUGAGGUUCCAGCGGCAAAUUAUUGGGAAAAUCUUUAAAGAUAAAGAAGGAGAAGCGGCCAUGUCAUUGUUAAAGAAGUAUCUCUAUCAGGUUGCGGAGCAUAUUACACAGACAUUGAAUUUGGCGUAUGAAACAGCGUCACAGAAUCCAAAACAUUAUCUUUAUGUGAUGCAGAUACUCAAAGGAGACAUUACUGAUAUAAUUUUACCCGAGUUAAUUGUGUCGGUGAUACUCCUAGAGCAGGAAAUCGACCAUUUUUUGUUCAACAUGGACUGGUUGGCUGUCUUUGACUCGUUGUUAUCAGCGCUUGAUAAAUUGUGUAAAUUAUCACCGAAUAUCGAAGCGAUGGAUUCGGAUGACAUUAGUUGGCCGGGGAUUUUUCAUCCGCAACCACCUAGACACUCACAUAAAAUCGAAGAUUUACCUCUGAUAAGAAAGUCGGAUAUGGACAAUCAUAACCUAGAUGGUGGCCUAUGGGUAAUCAUCAAUGGAAAAGUAUACGAUAUUCAAGAUUAUAGGUGUGAAAAUUCCACGCUUUUGGAAAUCCUGCAGAAAUACGCUGGCAAAGAUGCUUCCCAUGUGUUUAACAGCAUGCCGCAUAGUUUAUCAACACUACAAAUGAUGGAAUCCUACGUUGUUGGGACGUAUUCCCAGAAUGAAAGCGAGAAAUUAACGCAUGUGCCCUAUGACAGUGUGCAUGUUUCCUUAAAUUUGUUAGACAGCGAGCGCCAUCUGGGAUACUUACUUGGUUUACACGCCUAUCACAUGCGGCAGAGUUUGAAACUACAUGAGUCUGAAAUAACUGCUAAAAACUGGUUGAAUGCUUCGUUCCUCAGCGGAGGAUUGCAGGUUCUACAACCGCCGAAUCCCUACGAGGAGGAAAAAGGUGAUGAUAGAAGUACGAAUUCUACAGCUGGGAAUACGCCAACCGAGCCGAAGGUUACGCAUAAUAAACUUAUACGGACCACAACCACUAGUCAGCUACCAAUAAAUAGGAUUAAUUCGUUUAUCAAUGCGUUGGCGGAGAGUCGACUCUCGGAUUCGUUUGUAAUAGCGUUCUUGGCGAUAGUCGAACAGCAUUCGAAACAGAACAAUUAUCUCAGUCGCGUGGACUUUAGCUUCGAGCAUCCGUUAGAAGAGAUCAGUAGAGUCCUGUUUGCCGUGCUCCUGAAGCAUCUAGGCUUUGGCUACAUUCUGCUACCCAUUUUAGAUGCAUAUUCCACUCAACCCAACGUGAAACUUCCCAAAGCACUCGCUGAAAUGUUGAAACUAGUCUACCAAACCAAAUGGAACCUGAUUAAACUACGACAGGAAUUGAACAGAUCCUAUAAAGAAAUCUGCAUUCCUAUUCUAGAACGUUCGUUUUUGUUGUACGAAAUCAAACCUGCGAUCAGUGUCGAAAUGGAAGCUUUUCGCAAUGUAAACGUCCUGUAUAAAGAACCACGUGUUAAGACCUUGGUUAGGAAAGUCAUCAAAGACUUAAAAUGUGGCCGCCAUACUUCUGAUACAAAACCGGAAGACAUCGUCAACGCAACUAUACAAUCACAAUCCAUAGAAAAACACAAAUCAUGCGAGGAUUUAGCUAAGAACGCGAUUAAAAAAUGCGCGUCCGAUGGAAAAAUCGCCGAGAGUAAAAGCGACACGGAUGACGUCAACAACGAAAUCAAAAAUGGCGGCAUGGAUAAGUCAACAGCGGAACGCGUCAUGUCCGAGAGUUACAAUCAAAAUUCCAGCAAACGUAAUGAUUUCCUGGAUGAUUCCGAGAAAGAAAAACUAGAGAAAGAUAAAGCCAAGGUCAAAGAUCCUGUCAAGGUCAAAAAGUACGAAAAUGAUGCUGCGUUAGCAGGAUUGCUACAGAAACUCACCGAAAAGAAAAUGAAAAAGAUCUCGAAUGACAAUAUCGAAUUGAUGAUGAAAAUCUUAGAUUUUGUUCUUGCCGGCAGCAAAAAUGAGUCAUCGAAUGCCACAAUCGUGAAAGACAACAGUGGGGAUGUUGAUGUAUUAAGAAGAGCUAUGUAUUCACAAGUUAUGCGGUGUAAAGUGAGAAAAGAAGGUUUAGAGUUAAUAUUUAAGUUAUUAACGAAGACUUAUCUUUUGACUUCGACAAAGUACGCCAUUGUGAAUGGAUAUCUAGGAUGUACGAAUCUCUCGAAACAAGGUAAAGUCGCGCAUUGUUUGGAUGAUGUCCAACUUAUCACACCAACGAGUAAAACUGAAUUAUUACUCGGUCAACUCAAAGUCACAGAAUGGUGUAUCGAUACACUGCGGAAUUACGUCCUAAGGGAUUUACCAAGUCGACAUGUGAAGAAAGGUCAACCCAAGGUCAACAUGAACAUCAACCUUGGCACCUACACCCUGUUAAGAGACGUCCCGAGAGCUAGAAUGUUAUUGUCUAUUCUAGGAAUGUUAGCUUCCAAUCAUUACCUACCAAUGGAGUUGUCCCCGUUGAUUAACAGCGGGAUGAUAAGUUCAGUCUUGGCGUUACUGCGUCAAACCGGCGGGGAUCAGAGUAUCGUACGUAAAGUUUCUGAGUUUUAUGUGGUUUAUGCUGAUAUUAUAUCACAGACACGUCCGAAGCGUGGUGCGUUGACAAUGGCGGAAAUAGCCGCCAUGAUGAAAUUGGGUGUGAGGGUUGUACGCGGUCCGGAUUGGAAAUGGGGCGAUCAAGAUGUCGGCAUAUGUCGCGAGGGGCGCGUGAUUGGUGAAUUGGGAGAUGAUGGCUGGGUGCGUGUGGAAUGGGCCAAUGGCACUACGAAUAGUUAUAGAAUGGGUAAAGAGGGGAAGUAUGAUCUGGCGUUGGCCACGCCCCCUAGCCCGAUCACAUCCGAUACGGAUAGUGAGGAUUUGACAGAUCAGGGACUUGGAAGUCAGAUUGUAGUGCGUGAUAAUCAACUUAUAAAGUUACGUGAAUCAAGUAUUAAUUUCCUGCGUGUUAUAACUGUCAGUGGUGGUUUGGCAAAGAGUAAUCUAGAUCCUUCCACAAUGCAUGGAUUAUCUAGCUUAUUCUGCAGUACGUUGAACUCUGGUAAUCAAGAGUGGUGUAGUCUGACACUCAUGCACUCUAUUGCGCAGACUCCACAACAUUGCACUGCGCUUAGCACCAAACCAUGGAUCAAUAUGUUGUUGGGUUUCAUUUCUACACAACCAAAUGCAUGUGGGAAUGUUGUAAAUCUCCCUAAACAGAUUUUAUCUGUAAGACUACUCAAAGAAGUUUUACAAACAUGGGACUUAGAUAAUGGCGACAUUCAUAAUGUCCUUGAAAAAAUCCUCGGGAUCCUAGGCAGGAUAAUAUUGACAUGUUGUUAUGAUACCAGCAAUAAACCUGUGAGCGAGAAUAAAUCGCUCAUGUUAUUGACACAAUCACACAGCGCUACACUCGCCGCGGAAAUUGUGGGUCUACUGAGACAUUUGCAUGGUUUUGUUGGGUGGAACCAAGUGUUGAAUUCUAUACUAGCACAGAAGUUGCAGUUGGCUGCGUAUUACCUUCAGAGUGAUUGUAAUAUGUUUCAUGUGUUUGAUGAUAGCACCAAUGAUCAAUACAUGGUGAUUGCCACGUUGAAUGUUUUGGGAUCGUGGGAUGCAAGACCACGAAUCGGGUCUUAUGUAGAAGUGGAUAAUCAAGAGGGUACUGUGACGAGGGUAUCGCAAAAGGGGAAGAUUUGUGUGCAGUUGCACAAAACCGGCGAGACGAAUAAGUAUUACAUCGAGGAUUUGAAGUUGCAAGCACCGCAGAAUUUCAAUUUGGAUAAGAUGCUCAUGGGUGAUGGGUUGGUUAAGGUCUGGGCCACGUUGUUGAUCAAUCGGCAGACGUCUAGUAAUAGUUACGAGAGAAAGACCACGUAUGGAUUGGUUAAUACUUCAUAUUUACGCUCGCAAAUCAACAUGCUCUCUGUGUUGAACGCCACAAAAGUCCUUCAAUUCAACCAAUCAAAACUCCGCCGUAUUCUUAAACAUCUGUCGACUCUGGAACAAUCCACUGAACAGAUGUCUUCCUACGAAGAAGAACCCUGCGCACCAGUUCUCCUCAUUCAAAAGAUUCUCAUGAAAGCAACGCAGCCGUCCCCUUUGAAACCCAUCUAUUCCAUGGAAGAACUCCAAUUGGCCGCUCUCAACCUCUCUCAAUACCUGGCAGCUGAAGCCUCCAAUGAUAAACCCUCCCCGACCACUAUAUCCAAUGAUAAAUUCAAAAACAUUCCUCCUCCUAGUUUAAUCACAGGUAUUAAUCAAGCUGUGAGUGAACUCCCGACGCCCAACAGCGAGUGUUCCGUCAAGUCUAUGUUUAGCGAUAGUAAUACCAACACAAACACGAAUACCAACACAAACAAGAGUAAUACCAAGAAGAAGAAGGAUACAGGUGAGCAGUUACCUUCGAAUCCAAUUGUACAACAGAUUGUCGAGAUGGGUUUCACUAAGAAAUGCGUGGAGAACGCGAUGAAGACCAUAGGUGUCGCUGCUGACGCUUUAAUCACACCGGAAAUAAUUGUUUCAUGGUUAUUGGAACACCCGGAUGUGGUCACAUCAGAUACAGAAAGUAUCAGUAGUUAUUACAGUUCAGACACAGAGAGUGUUUCGGAUCAAGUGGAGUUGGGUAUGCAUGGGUACGGAGAAUGUCCAGGGUUGGAAGCUGUGGGGGUUGCUGGUGCGUCUGGUACCACAGCUGUGACAUCAAUAGCAUACAGUCAACGCACUGAUUUUUUGUCCAAUGAUGAAUAUGCUAUGUACAUCAGGGAUAACAUCGAGGUGGGGAUGUUGGUGAGGUGUUGUAGGAGUUAUGAAGAGGUCCACGUGGGUGAUAUUGGCAAGGUUUUCAAAAUAGACAAGGAAGGUUUGCACGAUUUGAACGUGCAAGUCAACUGGCAGCACAGGAUCAAUACAUAUUGGGUGCGGUUUAUUCAUAUUGAGUUACUGGGUUUUCCUCCGGCCCUACCAGCACCUACUAGUAUUAAAGUGGGGGAUAAAGUGAGGGUGAAGUCAUCAGUGGCGACACCUAGAUAUAAAUGGGGUUAUGUUACGCAUGACAGCGUUGGUGUUGUCACUUUGAUUGCUGAAAACGGCCAUGAUGUAACCGUGGACUUUCCGAAGCAAUCCGGAUGGACGGGACUCAUCUCUGAGAUGGAGAUAGUCCCCUGUAAUCAUGAAGGUAUCGCUUGUAAUGGCUGCGGGGUGAAUCCCAUCAAAGGUCCACGGUAUAAAUGUAAAACCUGUGAGAAUUACGAUUACUGCGAGAAUUGUUUCUAUACCAGGAAGAAUCACAGGCAUUCUUUCAAUCGUAUAAUGGUGAUUGGCGCACCGGAAGUCUACGUUGGUAAACCUGGUAAAUACUAUCGUAAUGAUUAUGUAGAUACAGAGGGUUUGACUAUUUCGGAAUGGUCAAAGUGUGUGAAGAAUGUUCAGGUCUCUUCGAAAGCUAAUCCUAGUCUGAGAUAUGAUUGGCCACAUUGUGUAUGGCAAAGUUGUGGUAAACAAGGUGAGCAUUGGAUCCGUCUAGAGAUACACAAAGAUAUUGUCAUCAAAAAUCUACAAAUGGGAGUUGAUCAAGCUGAUAAUUCCUACAUGCCAUCGGUGAUUAUAGUUAGUGGGGGCGCCACACCACGAUCCAUGGCUGAGUUGAAUGUUGCCUAUGUUAGAAACACGGAUACCACUGUGAUGGUCCUGGCCAAUCAGGAAGUGCACUAUCCGUUUAUAGAGAUUUCUAUUAUUAAAUGCAAAAACCGCGGGAUAGACUGCAAAAUACACGGGUUGCGUAUACAGGGUGUAAAGAAACCGACGAUACAUGAACUGAAAACAUCUGUGUCUUUCCUGGCGAAUGAUUGGGACGUAGGGCAGGAGAUUGGUAUUGGUAUGCCGUAUGUCACUCAGGAGGUAUCCUAUGACCGUAGUGAUAGGAUGAUUAGCGAAUCUACAUCAAGCACACCUUGUAAAGUCUUCGUUUGGGGAUUGAAUGAUAAGGAUCAACUUGGUGGUAUGAAGGGUUCCAAGGUGAAGAUACCCAUGCAGUCGGACAUCUUGAGUCAGUUCCGGCCGAUUCACAUUGCUGGCGGGUCAAAGUCAUUGUUUAUUGUUUCACAGGAAGGAAAAUUGUACGCAUGUGGUGAGGGUACCAAUGGUCGUCUUGGACUUGGUCACAACAGCAACGUGCCCUACCCUCGACAAAUACCAUUUUUAUCACACUAUGUGAUCAAAAAGGUCGCGGUUCAUUCAGGAGGUAAACACGCGAUGGCUCUCACUCUAGAUGGUAAGGUAUUCUCAUGGGGGGAAGGUGAAGAUGGUAAGCUAGGCCAUGGCAAUCGUCUGAAUCUAGACAAACCAAAAAUGAUUGAUAAACUGCGCUCGAAACGAAUUCGUGACAUUGCCUGUGGUAGUUCUCAUUCAGCUGCUAUCAGCUCCAACGGGGAGUUGUAUACUUGGGGAUUAGGAGAAUACGGAAGAUUCGGUCACGGUGAUAACAUAACCCAACUUACGCCAAGACUAGUAAAAUCCCUAAUAGGACACAGAAUCGUACAAGUUGCAUGUGGUAGCCGUGAUGCGCAGACCCUGGCUCUGAGUGAUGAAGGUAUGGUCUUCUCAUGGGGAGAUGGUGACUUUGGUAAACUAGGCCGAGGUGGAUCCGAAGGCUGCAACACCCCACAAAAUAUUGAAAGAUUAAAUUCUUUGGGAGUCAUACAGAUUGAAUGCGGCGCGCAGUUUUCUCUUGCUUUGACCAGAGCUGGUGAAGUAUGGACAUGGGGUAAAGGAGACUACUUCCGGCUAGGUCAUGGCGCUGAUCAACACGUGAGGAAACCCACAAUCAUCGAAACCUUCCGCGAGAAAAAAAUCGUCCAUGUUGCUGUUGGUGCCCUUCAUUGUUUGGCUGUAACCUGUACAGGACAAGUCUACGCAUGGGGUGAUAAUGAUCAUGGACAACAGGGUAAUGGUACCACAACAGUCAAUCGUAAACCCGCGUUGGUUCAUGGCCUGGAAGAUGUUUCCGUUAAUCGUGUUGCAUGCGGUAGUUCACAUUCAAUCGCAUGGAUGAUGUCUGAUUUACGCAUGGUGAACAAACAGGAACCUGUAAUUUUCUCCGCACCGAAAGAUCCGCUAGGUGCGUCUAUGCUUGGAUUAUACGAUGGGGAAAAAACAACUACAACUGAUUAUGAAAAAGAAACAAGUUUAGGGAUUAUUGUCAUGUCUCUGGAGAGUAAUACAGCUAAACAACAAGCGCUGCAACAUAUUCUCAACGCGAUACACAUUCAACAAUUAAGACAGAGUAUUGUAAAAGCUCUGAGGAGUCAUACCAACAUGAUGAGUACUUCUACAAACUCAAAAGCCACUAUGGAAGAUACUUCUGAAUGUGUACCUAUUGUAGAAGUUUUGAAAAAAGACAGCGAUACUAUAGUCUUAGGCGGAGGAGAAGCCCCGGUUUCUUUAACAGAACUAACCUCAAUCAACAGCCAUCACUCUACACCUGACAGUGAUGAAAAUCCUUUAGCGUUGUUGCAGAGUAUGACUGCUAGCAGUUGUUCAGCGUCAGCUUCCGCUAGUAUAUCAUCAAAACAUUCCAAGAUGUCUACCAGCGCCAUGUCUGUCAUCGCAGCAACUCUAACCUCACAUGCAGAAGUUUGUGGAAAUCAUGAUGCAUCACAACUGGAUGAAUUUACAUCACUUUUGAGUGAAUCUGAUGCAAGAUUACUGGUAGAUCUGUUAAAAUUAGCUGUUCAGGAAAGGAUUGAAGAUGAUCAAGCAAAGGAAAUCUUAUCCACUGCUUUAAUCAACAUGGGAAGCGCUAAUAAACAAAUUGGUGGUAUGUUACUGGAGUUAUGCAUCACGGAAUUGGAAGAUACAACGAGUAAUACAACCAUGUUGUCUUGUACCCCGCAUCCUGUUGUUCAGGAAUCAUCACAUCCUUAUAUAGAUGAUGUCACACUUCGUGGACAUGUGAGGAUACCAGGUGCGGAUUCCCUUCGUGUAGAGUUUGAUAGAAGGUGUUCCACUGAAAGGAGACAUGACCCUCUUCAGAUUAUCGACGGGAGUGGAAAGGUGGUUGCUACUAGAUCAGGUAGAGAAUGGACUGAUUGGUCCACAGAGGUAAGGAUACCAGGAGAUGAGCUCCGGUGGAAUUUCGUAUCGGAUUCAUCUGUGAAUGGCUGGGGAUGGAGGUUUACCGUGUAUCCAGUUGUUUCCAAUCAUAAUCCACGGGAGAUUGGUUCGGAUAGGUCUAUUUUGAGUCAACCUUCAGUUGAUAUGGUCAUGUGUCUCUUGGAUCCCAAGUUGUAUAAAUCUGUGGAUGCCAGUUUGAUGUCCCGAUUAGCUGCGUCACUUGCCGCAUGCUCCCAGUUGAGUUACCUGGCUGCUUCGCAACGUAUGUGGUGUUUACAACGUCUACAUCGUUUGUUGGUACAUGAAGCUGACCGGAAUGGUCUUGCGAAUCAACUGCAACAACUGAAAGCUCAUGAAAAUGCGCUGGGAGGGUUGUUGGAAGCUCUUCCACAGGCACUUCUGAGACAAUAUGAAUAUGAAGAUAUUUCUGUGCGUGCUGGGUUACACCUGAUGCACUCUGACUUCUUUAAAGUCCUUGCAGCGCUUGCAUGUGAUUUGGAACUGGUUAAAAUCAUUGGGUCCUUGUCAGAUAACCACAAAUGGUCUUGGUUUAGGAGGUAUUGUAACGCCGCGAGGGUUGCAAAGGCGUUGAUUAACCGUCAGCAGUUGCCUUUGUCUUUCUGUCAUGAAGUGAGGAAGAAAUCAUCGGAUAUGACGCAGGAGAUGACUGCUGAUGUCUGGGACCAUGAAAAUCAUAAGAUUUUCAAGAAGGAGCAUGAUGAGCAACUGUUGCAGUGGUUGAGUAGAAGACCUGAAGACUGGACGUUAUCCUGGGGUGGAUCUGGGACCAUUUAUGGUUGGGGACAUAACCAUCGUGGGCAGCUAGGAGGAAUUGAAGGGACGAAGAUUAAAAUGCCUACAGUUUGUGAAGCCCUGUCAAGUUUAAGACCUGUGCAGUUAGUGGGCGGGGAGCAGACAUUGAUUGCUGUGACAGCUGAUGGUAAAGUCUAUGCGACUGGGUAUGGCGCUGGAGGUAGGUUAGGUAUAGGAGGGAUUGAUUCCGUGUUGGUUCCUACUCUUUUGGAGUCCAUUCAACAUAUUUUCAUCAAAAAGGUUGCUGUUAAUAGCGGUGGGAAACAUUGUUUGGCUUUGUCAGCUGAUAAUGAGGUUUAUUCAUGGGGUGAGGGAGAUGAUGGUAAACUAGGACACAAUAAUAAAAACACUUGUGAUCGUCCCAAACUAGUCGAAGCUCUUCAAGGCUAUGAAAUAAUAGACAUAGCUUGUGGUGGGGCACAUUCCGCUGCGAUUGACGCCAAUGGGCAGUUAUUCACAUGGGGUAAAGGCCGUUAUGGCCGAUUGGGUCACGGAGACUCCGAAGACCAACUAAAACCUAAAUUAGUCGAAUGUUUACUUGGAUACAGAGUAAUAGACGUAGCAUGCGGGUCAGGCGAUGCCCAAACACUCUGCAUUACCGACGAUGACAACGUCUGGUCAUGGGGUGAUGGUGACUAUGGUAAACUAGGUCGUGGUGGGUCAGAUGGUUGUAAACUCCCGCAGAAAAUUGAAUCCCUUGCCGGAUUGGGAAUCAUCAAAGUAGAAUGUGGUUCACAGUUUUCCGUAGCUCUUACUAAAUCAGGCGCUGUGUAUACAUGGGGUAAAGGUGACUACCAUCGUCUGGGACAUGGUCCAGAUGAUCAUGUAAGAAGACCUCGAAAAGUAGCCACUCUCCAAGGGAAAAAGAUCAUUUCCAUAGCGACUGGAUCACUGCAUUGUGUAGCAUGUUCAGAUGAAGGUGAAGUCUACACUUGGGGUGAUAAUGACGAAGGUCAACUUGGAGAUGGCAGCACUAAUGCUAUACAAAGACCUAGAUUAGUCACUGCGUUGCAAGGAAAAAGAAUAACACACGUUGCGUGUGGUUCCGCGCAUACUCUAGCUUGGUCAACGAAUAAUCACACUGCGUGUGCACGGUUACCAGCAGCCGCACCAAUGGAAUUUGAUUUACUGAAAGAUAUCCCCAUGGCGGUCCUGCAUAGAAGAUUGGUUAUGUUGCAUCAUUUUGCAGAGUUGAUUUGUCCGUGUAUUACGAUGUUCCCGAUCACAGGAAGUGGUUCUCUGAGUGAAUUAAGGAAUAUUUUGGUUUAUUCUAUAAAAGAAGCUACAUUCCGAAAGGUGAUACAAGCAACGAUGGUUCGUGAUAAACAACAUGGUCCCGUGAUAGAACUGAAUAGAAUCCAGGUAAAACGGUCAAGAUCUCGUGGUGGUUUAGCUGGCGUCGACGGAAUGAAGUCAGUUUUUGGUCAAAUGGUCAGUAAGUUAACUCUGUUAACAUCUGAAGCACUUUCUUUACCCCAUCGCGUGUGGAAGGUGAAAUUCGUCGGUGAAUCCGUCGAUGAUUGUGGUGGAGGUUACAGUGAAUCCAUUGCUGAGAUGUGUGAUGAGUUACAAAAUGGCUCCCUGCCUUUACUCAUACCCACACCUAAUGGCAGAGAUGAAGCCGGGACAAGUCGUGAUUGUUUUCUGUUGAAUCCACUUGCAAAAUCAUGUUUACACCUGAAUAUGAUGCGGUUCUUGGGUGUUCUCAUGGGUAUAGCCAUCAGGACUGGUUCUCCAUUGAGUAUUAACCUCGCUGAGUGUGUUUGGAAGCAAUUGGCAGGCAUGGAAAUGACUCCAGCGGAUUUAACAGAAGUUGAUCGGGAUUAUGUUCCGGGAUUGCUGUGUAUUCGUGAUAUGAACCCCGAUGAGAGGUUGUUUCAAAAUUUGGAGAUGCCGUUUUCUACUCCGUCGACUGCAGGAGUUGAUGUACCGUUGAGUACGAAGUAUAAGAACAUCACGCAUGAGAAUCGAUUGGAAUAUGUGCGAUUAGCGCUUAAUUUUAGGUUACAUGAAUUUGACGAACAAGUUAAGGCUGUGCGUGAUGGCAUGUCGAAAGUGAUUCCGGUGCCGCUUCUUUCGUUAUUCAGCGCCUAUGAACUGGAAACCAUGGUUUGUGGGUCUCCGGAUAUUCCUUUGUCUUUGUUGAAGUCUGUGGCUUCAUAUAAAGGUAUUGAUUGCACCGCCCCGUUGAUUCAAUGGUUCUGGGAGGUUAUGGAAGAGUUCUCCAAUCAGGAGCGUUCGCUGUUUCUACGUUUCGUGUGGGGACGGACACGCCUACCGCGCACGAUCGCCGAUUUCCGUGGGCGCGACUUUGUCAUUCAAAUUUUGGAUAAAUACAACCCUCCUGACCACUUCCUGCCCGAAAGUUAUACAUGUUUCUUCCUCUUGAAGAUGCCACGAUAUUCUUGCAAGCCUGUCCUACAAGAAAAAUUAAAAUAUGCCAUCCACUUCUGUAAGUCAAUCGACACGGACGAAUACGCGCGGGUAGCAAUGGCCGGAGAUUUAGCGGUGAGCAGCUCAUCGGAUGCCGAUAGUGAUCCGGAGAUGGACAGUGACCAUGAGCAGCUGAUAGCGCCACCUACCACAGUUGUUUAAGGAGACUGCCAACUAAAAAAAAAGCAUAUAUUGCCUACGAGAUAGGCAACCAACAGUGCAUGCACACAUGCACACUAAUCAUUUCACAUACACAAUCAAUUUUAUUCACUUUAUUCACCAGUUUUGAGGCGUUUCUUUACACACAUUUUUGCUGGGAGAGUAUUAUUUUGCCGCUAUUUAUCAUUUUUAUAUUCGAACUUCUUGAAUUGCGUCGGAUUUCUAGGGAGAUGAUAAAUUCUAGUAGCUGACUAUGUGGCGCACGAAAAACUCGAUACACACCUUGUAUACAAAAAAGAAUCCUAACUAUUUUGCUUACGACAAAUUGAAACAUUGUACAUACACUAUGCUGGAUAUGUGUUUACGUGUACGCCGAGGCAGGAGGGACAGUAAGAUGUGAUUUGUGUUCAUAUUCUAUUUAAAGUUUUGUUAAUUUGUUUUUUUUGCGUCGAAGUGAUUGUCGAGAUGUGCAGAGGCAAUUUCAUCGCAUAUUAUAUACAUAUAUUAUCAUUAAUGCCUAGUCAAAUUACAAAGAGAUAUUAAAGUAACAUAAUUUGUCAGUGAA